AUGAAUGCUGGUACUGAAACUGAAACGAUAAUGACCAGAGGACCUAUUAAGGAACCAGAUAUUUCAGGUCUGGCCCAAAAACCAAAUGUGGUUAUAGAAGGUUCCACUGGGCCAACCAUGGAGGAGUUUUCCCUUGUGAGAGAUAAGCUUCACUCUAAGAAGAAUGUCAUAGAAUAUGAUCGAAUAUUGACCAAGAAAGAUCAACCUCUCAUGAUUAGAGGUUCUACCCUUUUUCAAUCAUCAAGACAUGUCACUCAAGUUCUAUCUAUAAAGUCAUUGCCAAAUAGUCUCUUGUCAUGGGGACUAAAUGAGAAGAAAAACAAAGAUAGAACCCCAGUUUGUUCAGCUAAAGUUUCUGGCAACCCUGAGGAUCCUUUAGAACAAGAAAUACAGGAGUGCAAGGUAGAAGAGAAAGGGAUAAAGGAGAUUUUUCAUGCUUUAUCCCGCAAUGGUCCUUCCGAAACCUUGAAGAUAAAGGUUGCUGAAGUUGGGAAGACGAGGAAAAGGCGGAAUACCAGAAAGGAUCAGUUGUUUGUGGAGGUUCCCGAAUCGAGAUCCUUUCUAGAUACGGUGACACUGUCGAUGGUUCUUUCGGCCGUAGCUGGAAUUGCAGUUUUUGCGAAGCUGCUCAUGAUGCAUGAUGAAUCUAGAUCCCAGGAAAUGAUUGAGCAGAAGAUAAAGAAUGCUCCUCCUGGUCAAGGCGCGGUCAGGAUGCUUACUCGUGAGGAGUGGGAAGAAAUUAGAGAAGUCAGACCAAGAACUCCUUUCGAAUCCGAGCUUGCUCGUCCAAAUGCAAAAACUAGAACAAAGAACCGACUUGAAGAUUGGACAAUCGAUGUUCUAACAGACGCAGUUACGCGAGCUGAAAACUGUUUGAAAUACAGGUAAAACCGAUAUCAUGUGAGACGACUUCGCCAU
Molecule: messenger RNA, 918 nt
Organism: Hibiscus syriacus
Lineage: Eukaryota; Viridiplantae; Streptophyta; Magnoliopsida; Malvales; Malvaceae
Exons: 5
Coding region: 1-888 (295 amino acids)
Source: RefSeq, a predicted model, not a curated record